Acanthopagrus latus (yellowfin seabream) is the source of this 549-nucleotide messenger RNA. RefSeq names its product NADH:ubiquinone oxidoreductase subunit A5 (gene ndufa5). Gene Ontology annotation, biological process: respiratory electron transport chain. The record is from RefSeq and is a predicted model, not a curated record. The transcript has 5 exons. NCBI's taxonomy places the organism in Eukaryota, Metazoa, Chordata, Actinopteri, Spariformes, Sparidae. The coding region runs from base 94 to 444 and encodes 116 amino acids.
UGCUUUAAAAAUAAUAAUUAAAAAAAAAAAAAAACACUGACGUUGUAUUUAGUGGCCGGAAACGACGGACGGGAGCCUUGUCCGCAGACAAUAAUGGCUGGCUUGCUGAAAAAGACGACUGGUCUGGUCGGCCUGGCAGUGUCCAACAAUCCACAUGAGCGUCUGAGGAUUCUGUACUCUAAGAUUCUGGCAUCACUGCAGACGAUGCCACAGGAUGCAGCCUACAGGAAGUAUACGGAGCAGCUGGUCAACGAGAGGUUCAACCACGUCAAAGUGGAACCUGAUGUGGAGAAGCUGGAGAAGAAGAUAAACUGUGGGCAGAUUGAAGAAGUCAUUUUCCAGGCUGAAUGUGAGCUGGCGCUGUCCAGGAAGAUGUCAGAGUGGAAACCAUGGGAGCCGCUGGUAGAGGAGCCUCCUGCCAACCAGUGGAAAUGGCCCAUCUGAAUACACCUAUGUAAACUGCUCAUGUUAUACCAUGUGUGUUUUGUGUUUCAAUACCCCAGCUUCUAAUCAAGUAAUGUACAAAUAAAAGUCCAAGAUAUUUCCCCA